This is a messenger RNA of Alexandromys fortis (reed vole), 2063 nucleotides long. It is a transcript of the gene Eif2ak2, whose product is annotated as eukaryotic translation initiation factor 2 alpha kinase 2. Lineage: Eukaryota; Metazoa; Chordata; Mammalia; Rodentia; Cricetidae. The transcript has 16 exons. The record is from RefSeq and is a predicted model, not a curated record. Gene Ontology annotation, cellular component: nucleus; cytoplasm. Gene Ontology annotation, biological process: protein phosphorylation. Gene Ontology annotation, molecular function: eukaryotic translation initiation factor 2alpha kinase activity; double-stranded RNA binding; ATP binding. Bases 185 to 1753 code for a protein of 522 amino acids.
AGGCGGAGUCCGCCGGGAAAACGAAACAAGACUGAAUGGGCCUGGCCUAGUCUUCCACCGACCCCAGCAGCCACCGUGAGCAGCAGCCUGGACGCGACCUCAGAGCCCCCAAAUUGCAAUUUGAAUUCUAAGCCAGGGCGCCGGCCACCGUGCAGAUCCAGGAACGCGGUUACUGGGAGGAAACAUGGCCAGUGAUACACCGGGUUUCUACAUGGACAAACUUAAUAAAUACCGCCAGAAGCAUGGAGUAACAAUUACGUAUAAGGAAGUUAGUACUACAGGACCUGCACACGACAGAAGGUUUACAUUUCGAGUUAUAAUAGACGAGAAAGAAUUUCCACAAGCCGAAGGUAAAUCAAAGCAGGAAGCAAAAAAUGCUGCUGCCCAAUGUGCUGUUGACACACUUAACAACGAACACCAGGCAGAUAGUCAUACGGACGCUUUGGAAACUUCAUUAACUGAUAAUUACAUAGGCCUUGUCAAUAGUUUUGCCCAGAAGAACAAGCUGUCUGUAAAUUAUGAACAGCUUGUCCCCGAUCCGCAGUCGCCCCAAAGAUUUAUUUGUAAAUGCAAAAUUGGUUCAACAACGUAUGGUACUGGUUCAGGAGCUACCAAACAGGAGGCAAAGCAGCUGGCAGCUAAAGAGGCAUAUCAGAAGCUUUCAGAGAAGAGCCCAAUGAGAGCUGACAGGGCAUCCUCUGAACCAACCACAUCUUCAUCCAGUGGCCUCUCCAGCAGCUCGUCUAUAACAAGCAAUUUUGCUUUCUCAGAGGAUGCAUCAAAAAGCUACAGGGCCAGCUCUUCUUUUGAAUCCCCUCUCAUGAAUGGUCUCAGAGAAAAAAAGAGGAAGUCAGGAAUGAAACUGUCACCUAAUGAUGCGCUAAGUAAUAAAUAUACCAUGGAGAGCAGGUUUCAGAAGGAUUUUGAAGACAUAGAAGAAAUUGGCUCAGGUGGAUUUGGCCAAGUUUUCAAAGCAAAACACAAAAUUGAUGGGAAGACUUAUGCUAUAAAGCGUGUUAAAUAUAACACAGAGAAGACUGUGCGUGAAGUAACAGCGCUGGCAAGGCUCAAUCACGUCAACAUUGUUCAAUACCAUACUUGUUGGCCGGGAGAGGACUAUGAUCCCGAGCAGAGUGUGGAUAGCGAUUCUAGUCGAUCAAAGACCCAGUGCCUUUUCAUUCAAAUGGAAUUCUGCGAUAAAGGAACUCUGGAGGACUGGAUGGCAAAGGAAGAAGAGCAGAAGAAAACAGACAAAGAUUUACUUUUGGAAUUUUUUGAACAAAUAACGACAGGGGUGAAAUAUAUACAUUCAAAAGCUUUGAUUCACAGAGACCUUAAGCCAGGUAAUAUAUUUUUAGUAGAUGAAAAGCACAUAAAGAUUGGAGACUUCGGCCUCGUAACAGGCCAAAUGGAAAAUGAUGGAAAUCGAACAAAGCAUACAGGAAGUCUUCUAUACAUGAGUCCAGAGCAGCUAUCUUUACAGGAAUAUGGAAAAGAAGUGGACAUCUUUGCUUUAGGUCUGAUUCUAGCGGAACUUCUGCAUAUAUGCAUCACCUUUACAGAAAGAUCAAAGUUUUUCCAAAUGCUAAGAGAAGGCAUCUUCCCCGAUAAUGCAUUUGACAACAAAGAAAAAAACCUUCUAAGGAGAUUGCUCUUGAAGGAACCCAAGGAACGACCUAGUACAUCUGAAAUUCUGAGCAUCUUGGCUGAAUGGAAGAACAACUCAGAGAAAAAGAAAAGACACACACAUUAGGGCCUUCUGAAAGUGUUCCACUUUGGACAUAUGGCCUUCCUUGUGCUACCUAGUCUGAGCUGGAACAUUGGUAGAUACUGUACUUACGUUUUAGGAAACUUAAGGAAAGAAAAACUUGCACAAAAGUUUUUAUUUCAAGAACGUUUUUAAAGUUAAUCUUUGACAAUUCCAUCCAUGUAUUGUAUUCCGACCAUACUCACUUCCACCCUCCUCGGACACCCAACAUGAACUAUGCCCUCUGCUGCGCAUGCCUUAUCAUGUGAACUGCAGCUUCUGACUUUGGGAUUCCAAAUAAAUCUCUUUGUCCUUA